AUGUAUGCAUACGCGAAUGGUGACACACGUUGGAUUGACCCAGCUACUAUGCACAUUGUGGAAGCCUCUUUUCCACCUCCGCAUCUUCACGAGCAGUCUAGGCACAGUUUUGUGAUAUUUAAUUCCUAUCAAUUUUUCUUGAAGGAUAUCAAAAAUGCGUCCAUUGCAUUUAAUGCAUUUGCUGAGAGUGCGCUAACGGGUUCUCAGUUAGUACAAGCUUCGAUCGAAACUAGAAAUCCAAUGGAAGAUUUCAGGUCUUUGUGGAGAGAAUCAAAUAGAAGAGAUGCUCCCCAGUCAUCAUAUUCGACGCCUCAAAACUUUAAUUGGCCAGAAAAUAGUUCUUCAGCUUAUCACGAGAGAAAUGACGACUGGAGAACAAUACCAGAUCCAUCUGUUCAAAUUUCAAACUUACUUCCAUCAUCAAACAGUCAAUCUCACACCUCCGUCACCUGUAAUCCAUCUUUCCCGAACUUACUCCAAUUGGAAUCAUUUCAAACUCCAUCGUCGUCCAAUUCUUCAUUCCAAAUUGAAGUAAAUCAUCCCUUCCAACCCCCAAGAACGACAAAUCUUCAGAUUAAUGAACCAAGUCAUGAAAAUGAACACGAAGAGCAGACAGAAGAUACAGACGACCAGGAAAGCAGAAAUCGUCGAAGAAAUGUCACACGAGAGAGUACUCGACAUCUGAAAAAGUGGCUGAAUGCCCACCUCUCAAAUCCCUACCCAAACAAGGGUGAGAAAAUCAUGUUGUCUAUUUUAUCUGGGAUGUCAAUUACUCAGGUGUCAACGUGGUUUGCAAAUGCCCGACGGCGUAUAAAGAAAGAGCACCAAAUAACUUGGAACUCCGGUGCCAAAUCACCUCCUGAAAAUUCCGCGUUGACAAACGAGACGCCUGUCAAUCCCUCGAUGAAUUUUCAACCGCAAAAUCAGCAGCCCCCAACCAAUUGGGAAGUAGGAGGUUCGGCUGGUAAUUCAUUAUUGAGAUUUUUGUCAAAUGAGAUACUUUUUUAA
This is a messenger RNA of Rodentolepis nana, 1008 nucleotides long. The record is from the annotation of a GenBank genome assembly. NCBI's taxonomy places the organism in Eukaryota, Metazoa, Platyhelminthes, Cestoda, Cyclophyllidea, Hymenolepididae.